Vitis vinifera (wine grape) is the source of this 4704-nucleotide messenger RNA. Its product is annotated as DNA repair protein UVH3. Gene Ontology annotation, molecular function: single-stranded DNA binding; DNA endonuclease activity. Gene Ontology annotation, biological process: nucleotide-excision repair. The record is from RefSeq and is a predicted model, not a curated record. Lineage: Eukaryota; Viridiplantae; Streptophyta; Magnoliopsida; Vitales; Vitaceae. Gene Ontology annotation, cellular component: nucleus. The transcript is spliced from 15 exons. Bases 58 to 4599 code for a protein of 1513 amino acids.
AUCAUUUUGGUCGUAGGCGGCAACGACAACAACAGAAGAGGAAGCGUAGGGAGCAAGAUGGGAGUGCACGGUCUCUGGGAACUUUUGGCCCCUGUCGGUCGCCGUGUGUCUGUCGAGACUCUUGCCGGAAAACGACUCGCCAUAGAUGCGAGUAUAUGGAUGAUACAGUUCAUGAAGGCAAUGCGAGACGAGAAAGGAGAGAUGGUGAGGAACGGUCACCUGUUAGGGUUCUUCCGACGCAUAUGCAAGCUCCUCUUCCUACGCACUAAGCCCGUUUUCGUUUUCGACGGCGGCACCCCUGCCCUCAAGCGCCGCACCGUUGUCGCUCGUCGCCGGCAGCGAGAAAAUGCUCAGGCCAAGAUUCGGAAAACUGCCGAGAAAUUGCUCCUCAAUCACCUUAAGGCAAUGAGGUUAAAAGAAUUGGCUAAGGAUUUGGAGAAUCAGCGGCUGAACAACAAUGAUAAGGGGAAAAAGGUUUUAUCAUAUCAAACGGAAACGGCUGGAGAGGUUUCUGAAGGAAAUAGUUCAGUAUCCGGGACUUACAAUCAGGAAAAGCUAGAUGAAAUGUUGGCAGCAUCCCUUGCGGCAGAGGAAGAUGGGAAUUUUGUAGGAGAUGCAGGGAUUUCUAAUGAAGAAGAUGAUGAUGAUGAUGAAGAUGAAGAGAUGAUGCUUCCAAUUAUGAAUGGAAAAGUCGAUCCAGCUGUAUUAGCUGCAUUGCCUCCAUCAAUGCAGCUUGAUCUUCUUGUGCAGAUGAGAGAGAAAUUGAUGGCAGAAAACAGACAAAAAUAUCAAAAAGUGAAAAAGGCCCCCGCAGAAUUUUCAGAGUUACAAAUACAGGCUUAUCUUAAAACCGUUGCUUUCCGUCGGGAGAUAGAUGAAGUGCAGAAAUCUGCUGCUGGGAGGGGGGUAGGUGGUGUGCAGACUUCACGGAUAGCCUCUGAAGCCAAUAGAGAAUAUAUUUUCUCCUCAUCAUUUACUGGUGAUAAAGAAGCACUUACAAAUGGUGGAGUAGAGAAAAAUGGAGAUAAGCAAUAUCAGAUACCAACAGAGUGUCCUCCAGAUUCCCCAAAUAAUGUUGCAUCUACCAGUAAGUCCAAUACUGCCGCAGAAUCAGUUGCAGGUGAACCUGCAAGUGUUUUUAAUGAUGAUGUUGAGACAUACCUGGAUGAGCGGGGGCGUGUCCGAGUUAGUAGGGUAAGAGCUAUGGGAAUUCGUAUGACCCGAGAUCUACAAAGGAAUUUGGAUUUGAUGAAAGAGAUUGAGCAGGAUAGAACUAAUGAGGAUAAUAACGGAAUUGUUACAUUAAACAAAACAAAUGAGCAGUCUAUCCCUGACAAUGGGGCUUCUAUAGAGAUAUCCUUCGAAGAUGAUGGUGAGCACAACUGUUUAAAUGGUGAUGACGAAUUAUUUGCUAGUUUGGUAGCAGGAAAUCCAGUGAUAAUUUCUUCUUCUGAUGCUGCUCUCUCAAACAGACGACCAGCUGAUUCUGCUUCAGAUUCUGACUGGGAGGAGGGAAUCAUUGAAGAGAAAGGUGGUAGCUGUAUUGACAAUGUUGGAGUGGAAAUUAAACCAUCUGUUAUGGAAGAAAGAGUUAGUGAUGAUAGUGAAGUGGAAUGGGAGGAAGGACCUUGUGAUGUUUCAAAAAAUGUGUCAGCAUGCCCAUCUAAGUUUGGAAAUCCUGCUUCCAAAGGAAGAUUGGAAGAAGAAACUGAUCUCCAGGAAGCAAUAAGGAGAAGUCUUGAAGAUUUAGGUGGUGAGAAAGCUGUUGGUGAAUCAUUUAAAGAUUCGGAUAUUAAGGAAUAUGAUGAAAAGGUUCAUGAAGUUAAAGAUGAUGCAUUUCAUAAAAAAAAUGAUAAGGCUGAACAAGAUUUUCCAUUGGAAAAUUUACCAGAGCAAAAUGGAUCAUUUUGUAAAAUUGUGGAUGUAGUUGAGAAACUUGAUAGUGUGGAUGGAAUGAACACCUCACAGAGCAUUGAUGCAUCAGGGAGACAGUUGACAUCAUUGCUGGAAGACAAUCCUCAUAAGAUGGAAGUACUGAAUAAUGAACUGUGUGAAGAAUACCAGAAAGAUGUUGGUGAAAGUGGAAAUGUGGGAAGAGAAACAAAUGAGGUCUAUAUGAUUAGGGAGCAGCUCUCUCAUGCCUCAAAGAAGAGUGUUGAUACAUCUACUUUGGCUAACAGUUGUUCGGGAGAUGGUUCACAUAUUUCUGAUGCAAUGUUGGGUAACAUGCCUGACGCCACUCCUGCUGAUUCAAGCAAGUAUGAUUCUGAAGCUGCACCAACAUGGCAUUCAAAUGAGACAACUGACCCUGCCAUUCCUCCAGGAGAAACUUGUAUAAAAGGAAAAACUGCUGUUGAGCAAAAAUUGGCUGAAGGAAAUAAUCAUGUUAAUUUUUUCAUGGAAAAAGAGCGGAACAUGGGUAAUUCUGUAACUGAGGACAAAAAAAAUGUUCAGUUUGGAGUUACUGAGGAUGUUUUGGAGGAAAUGAUGAUCCUUGAUCAGGAAUGCUUAAAUUUGGGAGAUGAACAGAGGAAGCUUGAAAGAAAUGCUGAUUGUGUCAGCAGUGAGAUGUUUGCAGAGUGCCAGGAACUUCUCCAAAUGUUUGGCUUACCAUAUAUUAUUGCACCUAUGGAAGCUGAAGCUCAAUGUGCUUAUAUGGAACUUGCAAACCUUGUUGAUGGAGUUGUAACAGAUGAUUCAGAUGUAUUCUUGUUUGGAGCACGAAGUGUUUACAAGAAUAUAUUUGACGAACGCAAAUAUGUUGAGACCUAUUUUAUGAAGGACAUUGAGACUGAGCUUGGAUUAAAUAGAGAAAAAGUAAUUCGCAUGGCACUCCUUCUUGGGAGUGAUUAUACUGAGGGUGUUAGUGGAAUUGGCAUUGUUAAUGCUAUUGAAGUUUUAAAUUCUUUUCCUGAGGAGGACGGUCUUCAUAAGUUCCGGGAGUGGGUUGAAUCACCAGAUCCAAACAUCCUAGGAAAGGUUAAUGUUGAAACUGGAUCCAGUUCAAGGAAACGAGGAUCCAAGGUUGGAAGUGGCGACCAGAGUCACUCAAAAAACAAUAUGGAUGCAUUUGAUGAAAAUGUUUCCCAAAACGAGCACAAUGAGUCUGUUGAUGACAUUCAAUCUGGAAAGCAGAUCUUCAUGGAUAAGCACAGAAAUGUGAGCAAGAACUGGCACAUUCCUUCUUCUUUUCCAAGUGAAACAGUUAUCUCUGCAUAUGCCUCUCCCCAAGUGGACCAGUCAACAGAGCCUUUCUCGUGGGGAAAACCAGAUCUUUUUGUUCUUCGCAAAUUGUGUUUGGAAAAGUUUGGUUGGGGUAACCAGAAGGCUGAUGAGUUGCUACUACCUGUUUUGAAAGAGUACAACAAACAUGAGACUCAAUUGCGGUUGGAAGCAUUUUACACUUUCAAUGAGAGAUUUGCCAAAAUUCGUAGUAAGAGAAUCAAAAAGGCUGUUAAAGGAAUUACCGGGAGUCAAACCUCAGAGUUGUUGGAUGAUGCUGUGCAAGAAGGUUCUAAACGUGGAAAGAGAAGCAAAGAGAGUCCUAGUAAACUUGACAACAAACAAGAAAUUCCUAUAAAUGAAAUAGGGAGUACUGCUGCUAGAAAUGGGAGCAAUGCUACAGCAAAAACAACUCCAAAGCAGUCAAGAAGAAGAAGGAUCCGUAAGCCUGUUCCAUCUGAUGGAGAGAGUGCAGAACCUCCUGUGCAGGCAGGACAGAAGCAAUGCAACGAUACAGGAUCAAGCAAGAAUGGAAGAGGUAAAGGAAGAAAGAAAGGCCGGGGAGUCAGAAGGGGAAGAGGAAGAAGUAGGAUACAAGAAAAUCCUGGCUCUGAAAUUAGUGGAACCAGCUCCAGUGACUGUAACAGUGGCAAUGAGGAGGAAGUUCCAGCUCAAAAGUUGGACGGGUCAAAUGAAGUGCGAAGGUCAAAACGUCCUCGGAAGGCUGUGAAUUAUGCUAAUGAUGACUUAGAAAUUGAUGACGAGGGCAAGUCAUUAGACCAAGGCAACCAAAAGUGCACCAAUGAGGAGGCAGUGGAGCUUGAGCCAUCUAGAGAUCAGAUUAUAUGUGGAGAUGCUGCUGCUGAUUUCAGUGGAAAGAACCAACAAAAAGCUGAAGAUUCUUCACCUGGAGAAGACUUGUGUGGAGACUACCCAGAAACAGAAGGUGUCAUGUGCAUGGAUGAAAAUGAAAUAGGUCAGUUAGAUUCAAGAGAUGAUGAUCCCACUUUUGCGGAUGAAUUUUCUGAAGAUUACCUUAAAAUGGGAGGUGGAUUUUGUGUGGAAGAAGAUGAGAAAGAUAAGGACCACAAUGCUCGCACAUAUGACCCAGCUAAAGCAGACACCAUCUAUGAAAAUCCUGAUCCUGAAUCUGAACUCGCUAUUCAUCCAGCUGAAUCAGUCUCAAGCCUGCAAAAUACUGCAGGGGGAUUUCAAUCUGAACCAACAUGUCAACCUGAUACUGAACUGAAUCUGGACUGUCCAAAUGCAACAAUUGGGCUGUCUAUGCCGGAGAACACGGGAGACGACACUGGAACAAACACUGUAAAAGCUCUUCGUGCUAUGCCUUUCUUAAGAAAAAAGCGAAGGUUGAGUUGAAAAUAUUUAGUUUUCUGAAGUAGUAUAUAUGUUUUCUUCCUGCCACGCUGAGUAGUGAUAUUUACCCAAUGAUAUAGAAAGCUUAGAGAGUGGCUGUUUGUUUUC